This is a messenger RNA of Prorocentrum cordatum, 873 nucleotides long. The record is from the annotation of a GenBank genome assembly. NCBI's taxonomy places the organism in Eukaryota, Dinophyceae, Prorocentrales, Prorocentraceae.
AUGGUGGGAGGCGCCCAAAGACGAAUGCCUUAUAGCGUGCGCGAAGCCAUCAUGCACGUGCCAGCCUUCAUCCUGGCACAGAUGGCCCGCUACUUCGCCCAGGAGGCGUUCGCUGCAUACGGGAAGUUGCCUGAAUGGUUCCACCUGCAGGCAGUCGUGGAGGACUGGUGGAAGGGCUACAGGCAGCUGUUCCCGUGCAGGAAACAUGUGGGCCUCGUGGUGGUAGCCGUGCUGCACCCCGUAGAGCGGCGCUGGCUAAACGUAGUUCUGCGGGGGCUCCCCUUCGGGCUUGGCGCGGCGGUGAACCAGUUUAACCGCGCGCCAGCAGUCUUGACGGCGGCAGCCCGCCGGAUUCUGUUCAUUAUGUGUGCGCAUUAUGUCGACGAUAACGGCAUUCUGGAGCUCACUGGCCUGCACGGCGACGGGCCAGCAGCGUUCCAGCGCCUGUGCAGGCUGGCGGGGGCCCACUUACCCGCUAAGAAACGCAAGCCGGAGACGGCAAUGCCUGUCCUCCUUCGCGCGUUGACGGAUUUGGCCUCGAUUAUCAACGACUGUGCAGUCGCAUAUGGCCCGAAGCCAGGGGCGCGAGAAGCGUUCGAAAAGGAAAUGGCGUUAGUGUGGGAAAGAGGCGAGCUGACUUCUGGACAGGCUUCGCAUUUACGCGUUGUGCUCAGCUGGCUGGAUUCGAGCUGCAUAGGCAGGCUGUGCAGGGCCGCCCUGAGCGCCCUCGUAGCGCGGCAGUACUACGAUGGCACAACAGCCAUACCAGAACGGUCAAACCUCCACGCUUCUCGUCGGUACCUCCAGGCGGCGGUUCGUUAUGCGCCAGCCACGCCGCUUCCACUGCUGGCGCCGCCGCGGCGGCCGAUAUAA